Acaromyces ingoldii is the source of this 1596-nucleotide messenger RNA. RefSeq lists its product as hypothetical. Lineage: Eukaryota; Fungi; Basidiomycota; Exobasidiomycetes; Exobasidiales; Cryptobasidiaceae. The coding region runs from base 198 to 1355 and encodes 385 amino acids. The transcript has 4 exons. The record is from RefSeq and is a predicted model, not a curated record.
AUUCAGGAACCGUGGACCCGCGGCUCACAGGCCACAGAUUUCAGACGUGGGCCCUCUCGGUGCUGUUGCGAAGGCCACUUUGCAUAUGCAGGUAGAAGCGAUGCAGGUGGAGCCGAAACGCAGGUACGUGUCACGUGAGUCCGUGCAGACGAUUGGUCCGCAUAGAAGACAAUUUGAGCCCUUCCGACCCCCCCACCAUGGCCCUGGCCCUGCCUGACGAAGUCUGGUCGCUGGUGGCCUGGCAUGUUGCUCGAGAAGCGGAGACUGCUCCCACAAAUGGAGCUGGGGUGAGGAUACGCGCUAGGCAGCCCGGUGAGCAGUGGCAGAUCCUGGCGGACCGGCACGAGAGCGUGCACCCGCUCAUGGGGAUGGCGUGGGUGUGCCGACGAUGGCGCCGCAUUGCCACACCCAUGCUCUGGACCAAUGUUGUACUCGAUAUACAUGACGAUUACGAUUCGAUGGACCUUCUGAUCCAACUCAGUGAGGCACUGCAACCGGGCAGUACGGCUGCCCGCUGCAUCGCCACGCUCAACAUAGACGUUCGACGAACCCUAGACGAGAGCCGGAUGCUGGCCAUGGACCAGAUGGAGGAGGAGUUCGAGCGGAUCAUGCAGGAAGAUUGCGGGAACACAACGACCAUGCCUGAUCUGGCUGCAUUUGACGCGACACUUGACAGACUUGGGCGGUGUCUGGCAAAGUGCGACAAGCUUACACACUUUGGAUGGCGCGGCGACUACCGGCCGACAGCAUCGUUUUUUGAGAGUCUAAGCACAUGCAAAUCGAUGGCUUCUAUCACGCUGGACGUUGGCGAUGCUUGCCUCUUCCAGUCAUUCCAGGGCUAUCCGGCUACCGAUGAUCCCCUCGAUUACUUCAAAGAUACCAUCAGCCGAGCGGCGCUAGGUAUGGGCGCAUACAGCCAGGCCAUGCAGGCGAGAGUAGCCUGCAACGAGGCGGGUGUCUACAGCGACAUGCGUGCGAGUGACGAGAACCGGUGCCGUGGCCUCGAAGCUUGGCUGGCGUCGCCCAACAAGCUCAAGCAGCUCGUCCUGGGCGCACCGAUUCUUUAUACUCAGCCGUGGCUGCUGCCUCUGUGGGCCCAGCUUGACAAGCUCCGCGACUCGGACGACCCAACUUUUGGUGAGCGCCUGAGCGAGGCAGAUGCACCAUAUGCCAUGGCGGCGCAGCAGUUUCGAUCACGACUCGUGGCGGCACGCGUGGCUGCUCCUCGGGACAUCUAUGAGCUUAUCCAGAGCGACGAUGCCUUCUGCCCGUGGCGGCCCUGGUUUCCCGACUGGGGGCACGAGGAGACGCGCGCCACGAUGGCGGCAGUGCUUGAAAGACUGUCGCCGCAAUAGCGCCAAUCGGCUGCGGGCUGCCUUUUCUGCGCUCAGGAUCCGACUUGGGCCUGAGAGCGCUGUGUAGUCCAUGGGGCAAUGUACAGUACAGUACUUUGAUUUCCAACUACGAAGAUAGAACAGGAAGCGGUCCUUUGCUACGCCGAGACAUUCAUAAGCUCCUCACCAUGUCUCAAAUGCACCGAGAUCGGGCGCCUUGCCGUUGUACGGCAGGCCGACGUCCACACCAGCGUCCACGAGC